Molecule: messenger RNA, 1305 nt
Organism: Bufo bufo (common toad)
Lineage: Eukaryota; Metazoa; Chordata; Amphibia; Anura; Bufonidae
Gene: MATK
Product: megakaryocyte-associated tyrosine kinase
Exons: 11
Coding region: 1-1305 (434 amino acids)
Biological process (GO): protein phosphorylation
Molecular function (GO): ATP binding; protein binding; protein tyrosine kinase activity
Source: RefSeq, a predicted model, not a curated record
AUGCAGUGCAUUACAAAAUGUGAUAAUACAAAGCCUAAACCACAAGAACUAGGGUUUCUCAAAGGAGAUGUUGUUACUAUCAUUGACAAAUGGCAGGAUAGAGGCUGCUAUCGAGCCUAUCACCAUGCCAGUGGAUUGGAAGGUCGGAUCUCUGCAAGUGCAGUGCGUGAACGGCCACCUAUCAAAGUUGACCAGAGACAUAGUUUGAUGCCUUGGUUCCAUGGGCCUAUUUCUGGGGAGCAGGCUGUCCAACAGCUUCACUCUAAAGAAGAAGGCUUAUUCUUGAUACGAGAGUCAGGAAGGCACCCUGGAGACUAUGUACUCUGUGUUUGUCACAAUGGCAAAGUUAUACACUACAGGAUUUUUUACCAAGAUGGACAACUGAGCAUUGAUCUCAAAGAAAAGUUCAGCAACCUUAUAGAUAUGAUUGAGUACUACACAGUUACCCAGGGAGUCCUUGCCACAAAGCUAAUGAAACCCAAACCAAAACAAGGGGCAAAAUCAGCAGAAGAGGAACUUGCAAAAGCUGGGUGGUUGCUCAAUGUUCAGCUCCUGACAUUCGGAGAGAAGAUUGGAGAAGGAGAAUUUGGAGAUGUAUUAAAAGGAAGCUAUAUGGGUCAGCCGGUGGCCAUCAAGAACAUUAAGUGUGAUGUCACUGCAAAGAACUUUUUGGCAGAGACCACCACAAUGACACAACUGAAACACAAGAAUCUGGUGAAUCUGUUGGGAGUUGUUCUCAACAAUGGUCUUUAUCUUGUGAUGGAACUAAUGAGCAAGGGUAAUCUUGUAAAUUAUUUGCGUUCAAGAGGUCGUAAUAGUGUGCUCCCUUGGCAGCUUCUCCAGUUUUCUUUGAACAUUGCUCAAGGUAUGGAGUAUCUUGAAGAAAAACGACUGGUACAUCGGGAUUUAGCUGCACGGAACAUUUUAGUGUCAGAGAGCGAUGAGGCAAAAAUCAGUGACUUUGGUCUGUCCAAGUCUAAGCUCUUACCCGAGGAUGUCACUAGGCUUCCUAUCAAGUGGACUGCUCCAGAAGCAUUACAACAUAAUAAAUUCUCAUCUCGGUCAGAUGUUUGGAGUUUUGGGAUACUGUUGUGGGAAAUAUUUUCUUAUGGAAGGUCUCCAUAUCCAAAAAUGUCUGUGAGAGAAGUAGCUGAGAAGGUGCAGAUUGGUUAUCGCAUGGAUGCUCCUGAAAAUUGCCAACCUGUUGUGUACACACUAAUGAAAAGCUGCUGGGAAGAUGAUCCAGGCAAACGUCCCUCAUUCAAGAAAUUAAAAGAGAAGUUGGAAAAAAUAAAAACAGCAUAG